Messenger RNA from Loa loa (African eye worm), 762 nucleotides. RefSeq names its product zinc finger protein. NCBI's taxonomy places the organism in Eukaryota, Metazoa, Nematoda, Chromadorea, Rhabditida, Onchocercidae. Gene Ontology annotation, biological process: regulation of transcription by RNA polymerase II. The record is from RefSeq and is a predicted model, not a curated record. Bases 31 to 486 code for a protein of 151 amino acids. Gene Ontology annotation, molecular function: DNA-binding transcription factor activity; RNA polymerase II cis-regulatory region sequence-specific DNA binding. The transcript has a single exon.
AAGCCACAAACAGAACCUUUGGAUUUGUCAAUGCCAAGAAUGAUUGAAGGACGUAUUGGACCAUCAUAUCUAUCAAUGCCAGAAGUAAGUGGGAGACAAGUAGAACACAGCGAAAUUGAUCAGGAUGACGCAAGGUCACUAAACUUACCAGUUCAAGAAGCCAGUGAGGAACGAACAAGCAUAGUAAGAAAGAAGAGAUCCUGGUGCGAAAUGGAUCAAAAGGAAAUAUCAAGACUGAAAGAACAUGCGACUUGCACAGAUGGGAAGCGGUUCAAAUGUAAAAUAUCCAAGAGUGAUUUCGCUGCGCCAUCGAGUCUGCAUAUACAUAUAAGGAUUCAUACUGGUGAGAAGCCGUUCAAAUGCGAAAUGUGCAAGAGGGAUUUCCCCCGGUCAUCGGGUCCGCAUAGACAUACGAAGAUUCAUACUGGUGAGAAGCCGUCCUCUAGUCAGAAUGCAAGAAAAACUUCCCCCGACCAUACAAAAUGAGGAGAUAUAUGAAGAUUCGUGACAAUGAUAAGCCCAGAUUCAACUGCACCGUAUGCAAUAAAGGAAAUCGUAUUUGAAAUCACACAUAAAGAAUCACAUGAUGGACUGAUAGACGCAUUUUAAACCGAAAUAUGCAUUGCUAUUUUGUUGUAUUUUCUAUAAGGUAAAUUCAUUUUUCCUUAUUGUAUUAGCAUUCUAUUGCUUUAUAUGUAUAUUAGUAUUGUUCCUCUAAGACUUAUUUAAUAUUUCUCUUAUCUUAGUGAAUAAAAUUCCCCG